AUGCUGAUAUUUAACAGCUUCAUGACCAAGUUAAAUCCGUAUAUCAGCCAGCUGGAUCCCUAUCUUCAUUCAUUAACAUACGUGCGACAAAAAUCCUCUUUUUUGUUUUCGGCAGUGCUCACUGCGGCUACCAAGUCUUUCGAGCCUACGUUGUACCCGACCAUGCUUGCACAUGCUGAAAAGCUGUUCAUGGAGGCAUUCCGACGCGGCGAUAAAUCCGCCGAGACUGUCCAGGCGAUCAUGGUUCUGACCUAUUGGAAAGAGCCAAAUGACACCAGAGCCUGGAUGUCUGUCGGACUGGCGAUUCGCAUGUCAAUGGAUCUUGGCUGGCAUAAGCUCGGCACGACCCCAGAUGCUUCUAAAGCGGCAACCGACACCCAACAAAGGGAGAUUAGGAAUGCCGAACGCACCUGGUUGGUGCUGUUUGUGUACGAUCGCAGCAUGAGUCUGCAAACGGGGAAACCGUGGAUGAUUGAACGAAGCCCUUUUAUCGAGUCUGUUCAAUCAUGGUGGACGCAUCCACAGGCUAUCGAAAACGAUAGACUUCUGUGUAGCUUCGUCACGCUCCGACUGCUGGCAGCGGAGGUGUUUGACCUGUUAAACCCGGGCAGUCAGUAUGCAGCCCCCCGGCCAUUGUCCAUGCUACAGACUCGCAUCGAGCGGUGGCAAGCGAAGUGGCUUGAAGUGACGGAUGCGGUGAGCUGCCAUAGCUUCUUGAUCAGAUUCUAUGGCGCCCAUCAAUCUCUACAACUCUUUUCCAUUCCCCUUCAGGAGACUUUGAAAAAAACCACUUUCGACGAAACAUGCGAUCUGAAACCAUUUUGGGUCAGCUAUCAGAGUGCCAUGACUAUGUUGCGUCUGAUGCCCGAAUAUUCAUCUUUCCUUAGGCUCUGCCAGGAUUCUAUCCACGUCAUGACGGCAUAUUCAGCCGUGCUCCUGAUCAAGGUAAGAGUCCCAGACCAAGCAUUUCUCGAUUUUGAAACCAUGUGUCAGUUCUAA
Penicillium olsonii is the source of this 999-nucleotide messenger RNA. The record is from the annotation of a GenBank genome assembly. Lineage: Eukaryota; Fungi; Ascomycota; Eurotiomycetes; Eurotiales; Aspergillaceae.